AGCAAAAGAAAGUGUUUGUGCGGAACAAGUGAGUUUGGAGAGAUAUUUCUUUGAACUCAGUGGAUCUGUGAGUGUACUGAACUUACAUUUGGACAGUACCGCUGAUAUGGAGCCCAGACAACAGGGUUUAUUGGACAAAGAACCUCUAAAGGAAGUGGACGAGGAUAUGGUGUCAGAGGUGGAUCUCAACAACACUAUCACAGAAGAGGAGCGAGAGGAAAUGCAGAUUGAACUGGCUAAGUUAGAGGAGGAAAUCGUUACUUUAAAGCAAGUCCUCGCCUCCAAAGAGAAGCGCCACUUGGAGUUGAAACAGAACCUGGGGAUCACACCAUUGAGUGAACUACGACAGAACUUCAGCAAAAGCUGGUACGAUAUGCAGACUAGCACAGCAUACAAAAAGACCUCUGAGACUCUGAACACGGCAGGGCAGAGAACAUCUGCAGCCUUCAGCAACCUGGGCACUGUCAUCAGCAGGAGGUUUGGAGACAUGAGGUCACAUUCUGUUGGCUAUUCUAUGCACCAUUCAAUGAGUAUGCCUGCAAUGAGGAACUCAACUAGUUUCAAGUCCUUCGAGGAGAAAGUUGAAAGCACAGUUUCUAACAUCAAGUCAAAGGUUGGAAGUACGGGAGGUGCAGGCAGUUUUGAAGAGGUCUUGUCAUCAGCUGCCAACGCCAGUGCCCAGGACACCCCUACAAACCUCAUAACUGAAAGCAGCGAGCGCACAUGCUAAGAGUAUUGACGCAGUAUACCAGAUUACACAUGGAACACUGAUGCCCUCUAGAGGUCUGGAGACCACAGUGCGAGGUGAAAGUGCUAAAAUGGCACUAGGGGUCCAAAAUAGGGUAAUGCAUGCCUUUCAGAUGUUACAUUUGUGUGCUGAAAUAUUUAUCCAAAAUAUUUCAUAACUAUUGAAUGGAAAGAAAACAAUCAAGUGGAGCACAUUUAUCUAUAACUCUUGGUCAAAACAUGUAUAUUUAUUCAAGAAGGCUGCAUUUAACAAAGCAAAUAUUAAUGUCCUGCUAUACCUUUGUCAUUAAUUUAUACUAACUCAACAUUGUGUGACUGUAACAAACCUUAAGACAUUUCCAGGAGAAAAAAUAAUUACUGUUUAUCCAAAAGAUCCUGAGAGAGGCACUUGAGAAUGUUUAACAAAAACUGAUGUCAGACCUACUAUUUAAAUAUUUUUUAUUUCAUUUAUUUGUUAAUUGUCUUAUUCUUACUGUUUACCCCACAACUAGAGCAUACAUAUGCUGAUUAUUUAGGUUUUAUGUUUCUCAGUGAUGGCUUUAAAUUUAUAUUGUUAUGAUGUAUUGGCAAUAAUAAUUGUCAAUGGCCAAAAAUGUAUAGCAUUACUUUUAUUCUGUUUUGUCUUUUCUUUAUAAAUAUUAUAAACCUUUGGACCCACUUAAUGGAUUUAACUUUGACAUUGAGGUCAGUUGUUCUUUUAAAUAACAUGUUUUUAACUAACUUCAAGUACUCAGUGUUGAACUUGACCUGUUGUUGGCAUAACUUUUGCCAUUAAACUAUUUUUGCAAAGUCACCAAGUCCUGGACCAUUAGUCCUGAAAUGAAGGUGAACUGGCCCAUAAUCACGAAACCAUAACAUUAACUUUACUGUGCCUUUGUGCUUAUUGGGAGUAGUCUUUCAAAAAUGUUCAUAAAAUAGAUGUCACUAAAAGUGUAUGGGUUUCUUUAAGAGAUUUGAACAUUUCUGUAGUUCCUGCUUGGAAUAGUUAACCCCAAAAUUGAAAUUCUCUCAUCAAUCAAUCACCCUCAUGCCAUCCCAGAUGUGUAAGGUUUUUAGAAGAAUAUUUCAACUCUGUAGGUCCUUUUAUUGCAAGUGAAUGGUGGCCAGAACUUUGAAGGUCCAAAAAGCACAUAAAGGCAGCAUAAAGGUAAUCCAUAUGAUUCCAGUGGUUAAAUCCAUGUCUUCAGAAGCAAUAUUAUUACUAUUAUGGAUUACUUUGAUUCUGCCUUUAUGUGAUUUUUGGAGUUUCAAAGGUCCUACAGAGCUGAGAUUUUCUUUAAAUAUUUACAUUUGUGUUCAGCAGAAGAAAGAAAGUAAUACACAUCUGGGAUGGCAUGAAAUUGUGUAAAUGAUGAGAGAAUUUUCAAUCUAAUCCCCGGGAACUACUUGGUGAUGGUCAGGAAGUUUAUUACAUUUCUGUUUGAGUACUUAAACUGAAAAUCUGUGUGCCCCUGUUCUUUCAUAGCCUGCUACUCCACCAAGUCUAUUAAAAGCUACAAAUUAUUGGCAAACAGAUACAAUUAAUGACUUCAAUAUGAGUGCAUGCAAUUGUGCUCAUCACCAAAAUGCAGAGAGAGUAUUCAGUGGGCAUAGUUAAGCAUGAAUUCUUGAAGGCAGUGCAAUGCUGAUCAACAUACUGUGAGCAAAAGACAACACACUGUU
Xyrauchen texanus (razorback sucker) is the source of this 2409-nucleotide messenger RNA. It is a transcript of the gene tpd52l1, whose product is annotated as tpd52 like 1. The coding region runs from base 107 to 730 and encodes 207 amino acids. The transcript has 8 exons. Lineage: Eukaryota; Metazoa; Chordata; Actinopteri; Cypriniformes; Catostomidae. Gene Ontology annotation, biological process: positive regulation of apoptotic signaling pathway; positive regulation of MAP kinase activity. The record is from RefSeq and is a predicted model, not a curated record. Gene Ontology annotation, cellular component: cytoplasm.